This is a messenger RNA of Calliphora vicina (urban bluebottle blowfly), 4951 nucleotides long. RefSeq names its product Eph receptor tyrosine kinase (gene Eph). The record is from RefSeq and is a predicted model, not a curated record. Gene Ontology annotation, cellular component: dendrite; plasma membrane. Gene Ontology annotation, molecular function: ATP binding; transmembrane-ephrin receptor activity; protein binding. The coding region runs from base 251 to 4069 and encodes 1272 amino acids. NCBI's taxonomy places the organism in Eukaryota, Metazoa, Arthropoda, Insecta, Diptera, Calliphoridae. The transcript is spliced from 15 exons. Gene Ontology annotation, biological process: ephrin receptor signaling pathway; protein phosphorylation; axon guidance.
AACUGAUCAGUAGUGGAAAAUCUUUAUAAAAAAAACUAAUAAUUCUUUAUUCCAAAUAUAUUAAAUAGAAAUGCAAACCACAACAAACAUAUUUAAAAUGUGUAUUUAAUAAAAAAAAGUUUUCGCAAUGAAGCUGGUGAACAUAAUGCAAGUGAACAUAAAUUUUGUUUUCUAAACAUAUGCUGGAACAGAUCUCAAUUAUGAGUAUAAGACACCAUUUGGAAAAAGAAAUAUUUGUAUCAACAGGAAAAUGCAUGCUUUUUUAUCCGAUGCAUGCGAUUUAUGUGAAAAGAAGAAAAUGUUAAAAGUUGUAGCCAACAUCCUUGUGUCGCUCCUUCAUCGUUAUAUUCGCCAUCAUCACCAAAAAGUUUUAAAAAUGUUGUACCCUUACUGUGGAGGGCAUCAUAGUCGAUCUCAUAAAAAUCAUAAAUUACCUGUAUAUAAUGUUGACUUCAAUAAUGGUUUAUCCACUGACAAAUCGAAUUUUAUAAUAAAUAAUAUAAGUAAAGAAAAUAGUUAUAAUGAAAAUGCUUCCAACAUACAACAAAAGACUUCCUUAUGUGCUUCAACAACCCAAAUUUUAACCGCGAUAUCAACUAAGACAAUGGUAUUUAUCUUGCCAUUAUCUUACAAAAAAGCAAUUACAACAACAAAUACAUCUUCUUUAUCAACAUACACAUCGACAUCAUCAGCUUUUAUUACAUCAAAUUAUUUAUUAUCAACUCCACUACUAUCAUCUGUAAUAUCCAAAGAUGAUUCCUGCCACAAACUUUUAUUUACAUCAUCUUACAAGCCAUCAUUAAACAUGUUCAUUAACACCGUAUCAUGCAAGAGAUCAGCGCCAUCAAUGCAUUUUCCUAAAAAAUGCCAAUUCAUCAUGAAAUUAAUAGUAAUAUUUGUAUUAUUAAUAAUGCAGAUUGGCAUUGCAACUGCAGAUCAAGUUAUUCUUCUUGAUACAACGAGAGAGGCUACAUUGGAAUGGACACGUUAUCCGUACGGACCUCAAGCACAAACACCAGGGUGGGUCGAAGAAAGUUUUACUGAUUUUGUUAAAGGUAUAAAUUGGAGAAGUUAUGUUGUGUGCGACGUUGCAUAUCACAAUGUUAAUAAUUGGCUUUGGUCGCCAUUUAUUGAUCGUGGUCCUGCUAAUCGAUUAUAUAUUGAAAUUCAAUUUACCAUUAGAGACUGCUCACUUUUUCCAGGAAACGCGCUUUCGUGCAAGGAAACAUUUAGUUUGCUGUACUAUGAGUUUGAUGCAGCUACACGUGAACCACCUCCCUGGCAAACAGAUAGUUAUAAAUUAAUAGCACGUAUUGCUGCUGGUGAAGGCCGUUUUAACCAAAAUAGUGACGUUGAUAUCAAUACUGAAGUUAAAAGCAUUGCUGUUACUAAAAAGGGUGUUUACUUUGCCUUUCGUGACCAAGGUGCGUGCAUCAGUGUAUUAGCUGUUAAGGUUUAUUACAUUACAUGUCCAGCAGUUACCGAAAAUUUUGCCCACUUCAAUGAAACACCAACCGGUCGGGAAAUAACACUUAUUGAAAAACAAAAUGGCACAUGUGUAGAAAAUGCUGAGCCUUAUGAGCCGCCGACUUAUUUAUGCAAAGGUGAUGGAAAAUGGACAAUACUCAAUGGCGGUUGUCGUUGCAAAGUUGGAUAUGAGCCUGAUUUUGCAAAUAAAAGUUGCAAUGAAUGUCCGAUAGGCACAUUUCGCUCAGUGGAAGUGACCAAAUGCAUUUCUUGCCCUCCAAAUUCAAAUGCUUCAAAAUCUGCUUCCGGCUACUGCAAGUGCUUGUCAGGUUUCUUUAGGCAUCCUAGGGAUGGUAAACAUAUGGCAUGUUACAAACCCCCAGGACCUCCAACAAAUCUUACGCUAUUAUUUGUCGAUCAUAUCAGUGCAAUAUUGUCUUGGAAUACACCUGUACGCGAUCAUGCCGCCGUAGAGAACAAUUACCAGAAUUCAAAGUAUCGAAGUGACAUUGUUUAUAAAGUUGUGUGCGCUUCAUGCUCUUCCAAUGUGGUUUUUACACCAUCGGCAGACACAUUUAAUGAUACUAAAUUGACCUUAACUAAUUUGGAACCUGUCACAACAUACACUAUUCAGAUUCAUUCGAUGAAUGGCGUGUCUUAUAUUAUCGAAAACGCAACGACUGACGAAAAAAAUUAUAAAAAUCCCAACGAAUCGUUUAGUAAUCAAGACAAAGAAGACAGUUCAAAAAGUGAAGAGGAUAUCGUGAUUGGAAAUAGUAUUAAGGCAGCGUCGUCGAGCAAUAACAAUAAUCAGCACAUUGAUUUAUCCCAGAUAACUACAGAGUGGGCUGAAAUAAUUUUCACCACCACAGAGUCGGCCAUACAAUCGACCGUAAGUAAUGUACGAGUAGUGUCAACAACAAGCACUGAAAUCGAUUUGCUUUGGGAUAAACCUGUACAAAGUGAUGUUCCUAUAGAAUUUUAUGAAGUGCGAUGGUUUCCCAAACCUGAAUUUGAUACUAUCAACAAGACCGCCUUGACCACGAAAGACACAAAAGCUCAUAUAGAAAAUCUUAAUGAAAAUACUGAAUAUGGAUUUCAAGUACGCUAUAAAACUCUGAAUGGUUAUGGAACAUACAGUAAUAUCGUUUAUGCUCACACCCAACAAGGAGUCAGUUCAGUUUACGAAAACAACAUUCAAAUGCGCAUGGUCGCUGGUGCUACUGUAGCCGUGGUAGUCAUUUUGGUAUUAGUAAUUGUAGCUACAGUACUGUUUUUAAGAUCCAAGAAUCAAGAUGAUAUAGAUAAAAAAUCCAGCAAUCAUAUGCCUUUGCCAUUAGAUUAUGCCAGCAAUGAAGGACUGCUCGUAACCUAUAUUCAUGCCAUGGAUACUACACCCAUCGUUAAAACAAUUCAAUCCAAUGUGACAACUCCGUUGUUUGGAAAUAGUCGCAGCUAUGUGGAUCCACAUACAUAUGAAGAUCCGAAUCAGGCUAUACGCGAGUUUGCUAGAGAAAUUGAUGCUAACUAUAUAACCAUUGAAGCGAUUAUUGGUGGAGGUGAAUUUGGAGAUGUCUGCCGUGGUCGCUUAAAAAUACCACCAACUUUUGUUCAAGACAUUGAUGUGGCUAUCAAAACACUUAAACCAGGUUCAUCGGAAAAAGCAAGAUGUGACUUUUUAACUGAAGCUUCUAUAAUGGGACAGUUUGAUCACCCGAAUGUUAUUUAUUUACAAGGAGUAGUGACUCGCUCAAAUCCAGUUAUGAUUAUAACUGAGUAUAUGGAAAAUGGUAGCCUCGAUACAUUUUUACGUGUCAAUGACGGAAAAUUCCAAACCCUACAAUUGAUAGUGAUGUUGCGUGGUAUUUCCAGUGGCAUGGCAUAUUUAAGUGACAUGAAUUAUGUUCAUCGUGAUUUGGCCGCCCGCAAUGUGCUCGUUAAUUCUCAGCUUAUAUGCAAGAUUGCAGAUUUUGGACUUUCAAGAGAAAUUGAAAAUGCAAGCGAUGCUUAUACCACAAGGGGCGGAAAAAUACCAGUACGUUGGACUGCGCCUGAAGCUAUAGCAUUUAGAAAAUUCACAUCUGCGUCUGACGUUUGGUCAUAUGGCGUCGUUUUGUGGGAGGUUAUGUCUUAUGGCGAACGACCUUAUUGGAAUUGGUCUAACCAGGACGUUAUAAAGAGCAUUGAAAAAGGAUAUCGCUUGCCAGCACCAAUGGAUUGUCCGGAAGCUUUAUAUCAACUCAUGUUAGAUUGUUGGCAAAAACAGCGCACUCACCGCCCGUCAUUUGCAAGCAUAGUUUCCACAUUAGACAAUUUAGCUAGACAACCGCAGGCUUUAUUGACCACACGUAUAUCACCCGAAAACGAUGGCACCCACAUUAUAGAUGGUCAACGGGGCCAUAACAUAUUUAUUAGCACAGACAUGUGGUUGGAAAAUAUAAAAAUGUCUAGAUAUUCACAGCAUUUCAAAGAAGCUAAUUUGGUGACGGCUCAGCAGAUCUCAAGAUUAACAGCUCAACAAUUAUCGGAUAUGGGUAUUACUUUAGUAGGACACCAAAAGAAAAUUUUACAUCAAGCCAGACAGUUAGACACCAUAAUUUAGCAAUUUUAUUAACUAAAAAAAGUUUUCUUUAAAACCAAUGUUAACACUAUUUUGGUCAGCUUACAAAAAUUUACCACGCUGCAUUUAAAAUAAACAUUUUGAAAUGUUUUUUUUAUAAUUUAAUAUUUACAAUAUAUCAUUAUUUUCAAGGAGUAUUACAAAUAUAACGUACACAAAUGUUUUUAUACCCUCGUACAUACAUUUCUUCAUUCCGUUAAAAUUACCGAUUAAGGUUUAAAUUAAAACAAACGAAAUAUAAUAUUUAAUAGAAUAAUAUUUAAUGUAUACAAAAAUUAUAUUAUUUUACCAUCAUUUCUAAUUUGUUAAAAUAAUUAACUAAUUAAUCAAUUUUUUUAAUAUUAACGAUAUAUGUAUAAGUAUUUUUAUUUUUUUUUUUAAUAUAUUGUAGUCUUCUACAAUACUAAGUAAUACUCGUAAUACUCCCAACUUUUUCUUGUUUGUGAUAUUGAUUUUUAGCCCUCUAUUUGUAAUAUAUACCACUCAUAUAGGGUAGGGUAUAUGUAUGUAUCUCGUAUGUGGUAAGUAUGCAUAAACCGAAACUGGUAUUUUUAGUUUUGUAUAUAUCAUUUUGUUAUAACGUUUUUAGAAACCAUCAUCAUAUUCAUAACAAAUCGAGAAAACUCCUAAAAUGACAAUGUUUGGAAUGUUUGCCUAAAUAGUGUUAAUAUUGUAUGUAAAUAUUAUACAUAAUUUAAUUUUUUAUCAAUAAUUUUAAGAUUUUUUUAAAGUGUGUAAUAAUGAUUAAAGCAAAUGAAAAUAUAUAUGAUUUGUAGUAGUAUGGACCAUCAAACAAACUUUAUUGAUGGUAUAAACUACAAAAUCAUAAAAUGAAAUUAAAGAAAAACACUGUAUGACAUUUAA